CUAAGGACCGGCCAAUAAGUUGCUGGUCUGAGAGUACGGACCGAGCAUUGCUCCCCUUGUGUUGAAAGCUCAGCUCAUCCGGGGCUAAACGGUCAGAAUCUCGUAAUCCGUGCAAGUGGGACCUUGCCCCCGACCUCAACUCUUUGAUGUGGUCCAUUUCAUUCCUCGCCGCUCGCCGCUCGCCGCUCGACAGGGGAAGGAAAUAGGCGGACGUUGGAAGAGGGUCAGGGUGAUUUCCAGAGUGCCACGGAGCGUCGAAGGGGGAUAAGAGAGGGAUCGUACGGCGAUCUGAUCACAUGCCUCCCUCCGCGUACGGGACAUCUCGCUCAACGGCCGCAUUCUUGCCCAGAGGUGCAGCUGUGAAGAAGUCGGGGCUUGGGCUCAGUUUCCAGCACAAGUGCAGCGCUGUCUCCUUGCGGACUGGUUCGUCGCCUCUGCCGAAGGGUGCGCACGGCGCUUCUUGCAGACAAGCAUCGCCGUCCGGGGCGAUGGUGUCUGUAGCAAGAAGGGGUGACGAUUGCUGGGAAGCGGCUGUGAAGCAACAAGCUGCCCGUCCGUGCUGCAGCUCUUGGGUGUCGGAUUCCUCCGUCUCUGCUGCCGUUUCCUCUGCCGUCAGAUUUCACAGAAGAGGAGGGGCAAGGUGGCCUUCAAUACCUCGUCAGCGAGGAGUUGCGCAUGUAGUGGGAAGUUCUGUUCAGAGCGUGAAUGAGGAGGAGGAAGAGGAUAGAGAAGACGAAGAGGACUUGGAGAAGGACGGGGAUGAUGAUGCGGGGGAGAAUAAGGAUGAAGGGCAGGGUGCCGAGGCGUUCGGAGUAGUUGAUUGCAUUCUCGCUAGCCGUGUUACGGAGGAUGGGACAAAGACUGAGUACCUGGUCAAGUGGAUGGACGACCAUCCCGACAGCUGGGAGCCGGCGGAAAACGUGGCCAUGGACAUAAGCCGCGAGUUCGAGAUCCCGUGGUGGGAAGCCGCUCGUAAAGCCGAUGCGGCGCAACUGACUGAUCUGUUGGAUCAAGGGAGGGAUGUGAACGCCAUCGACGAAAAUCAACGGACAGCGUUGCAUUUUGCAGCUGGCCUCGGGUCUGAGAAAGCCAUCCGCUUGCUCGGAAGCGUCGGCGCUGCCGUCGACCCUCACGAUAAGGAUGGCUAUACACCCCUGCACAUUGCUGCAGGCUACGUCCACCUGACAUGCGUCAAAGCCUUGUUAGAGCUUGGCGCCGAUCCGGAGGCCAUUGACAACCAGGGACGAAGCGUGCUCGAUCUGGCGCGACAAUUGCUGGAUCGCACUCCUCAAGCGAACCCUAUGCAUUUCGCCCGCCGAAUAGCUCUCGAUCAAGUCGUCAGAGCUUUAGAUGAGGCCAUCUUCGAAGAUGUGCAGGUUGAGCAGGUCUUGGAGAAGCGCAUUGACGGAGAUGGAGUUGUAGAGUACCUCGUGCGGUGGAGCGACGAUAGCGAGGACUCGUGGAUUUCCGCCGAAGACGUCGGGGAGGACUUGAUUAAGGACUUCGAAUCUGGGCUGGAAUAUGCUGUGGCAGAGGAGGUCCUUGAUAAGAGGGAGAGUGACGGUCGUGUAGAGUACCUUGUGAAGUGGGCAGAUGAUGACGAAAACACGUGGGAGCCCGCAGGGAACGUGUCGGCGGAGGUCAUUGCGGAGUUCGAGGGCAAGGCGGCAACGCAGAGCUAGAGAAACUCGAAACAAAGCCAAGUUUCAUUC
This is a messenger RNA of Chara braunii, 1712 nucleotides long. NCBI's taxonomy places the organism in Eukaryota, Viridiplantae, Streptophyta, Charophyceae, Charales, Characeae. The record is from the annotation of a GenBank genome assembly.